AUGGGCCAGUGCAACUGCCGCAAGAAGCGCAAGGUCCAUGAGCGACGCCGCGGCACCGGGCGGGCCGGGACCCCUGUUGGGGACUGCCAGGACCUCACUGACGUGGAGCGGGCCAUUGAGACCGUCAUCAACCAGUUCCACUGCUACGCGGUGAAGGGGCAGAAGGAGUACCUGACGCCCAAUGAGAUGCAGGAGCUGGUGGUGCAGAAGCUGCCUCACUUGGGAAAGUGCGUUGGACCACUGGAAGAGAAGAUCGAAUGCAUGGGAAACCCUGACGAGGCCAAGCUUGAGUUCGGAGAGUACUGGGACAUGAUGGGGGAUGCGGCCAAGGGCUGCCGGAAGAAGUAG
This is a messenger RNA of Eurypyga helias (sunbittern), 348 nucleotides long. RefSeq names its product S100 calcium binding protein A14 (gene S100A14). Lineage: Eukaryota; Metazoa; Chordata; Aves; Eurypygiformes; Eurypygidae. Gene Ontology annotation, molecular function: chemokine receptor binding. Bases 1 to 348 code for a protein of 115 amino acids. The record is from RefSeq and is a predicted model, not a curated record. Gene Ontology annotation, cellular component: perinuclear region of cytoplasm. The transcript is spliced from 3 exons. Gene Ontology annotation, biological process: toll-like receptor 4 signaling pathway; positive regulation of granulocyte chemotaxis; response to lipopolysaccharide.